AUGAAGCCUCAAACAGUAAAAAAAACCACGACUGCAGUAGCUCACUGCAAACGUAGAAACAGAACAGUCAAGGUCAAUGGAUGCCCACUAGAUCCGAUGGAUCCUGAAAUUCUCCAUGUUGAACUUCAAGAGCCAGUUUUGCUGCUGGGCAAAGAGAUUUGCUGGGGUGGUUAUGUAGCACAGAUCUAUAAUAUCUUAUCUAAUUAUCAAAAAUAUGUGGAUGCAAUCUCCAAGAAAGAGAUCAGGGAUGUCUUGAUUCAGUAUGACAGAUCUCUGCUGGGUGCAGACCCUCGUUGCUGCGUGCCCACGAUCUUUAGGGGCCCUGGAGCUGGUACCAGAUGUCAGAAAUCUUAUCGUUAG
Candidula unifasciata is the source of this 360-nucleotide messenger RNA. NCBI's taxonomy places the organism in Eukaryota, Metazoa, Mollusca, Gastropoda, Stylommatophora, Geomitridae. The record is from the annotation of a GenBank genome assembly.